UUGUAAUGACACAUCUGAUAUUGAUAGUGUGUCUAAUACCAUUUAAUUUGUUUUCUUUUUUUACAGUUAAAAAGGAAAACGCUUUAGAAGCACAUUCAGAUUGUUUUAAAGAAUAGUUCAAAUAGGUUUUAGGAGGACAUAAAUAAACAUAUAAGAAAAGAAAGAACGGACUCUGUUGUGCUGUAAACUGGUUCUAAUCCUCCACCAUGUCUUUGAGGACUCUGCCUUUACUGAUAAUAAAUCUGGGAGGAGAAAUGCUUUAUAUUUUGGACCAGAGACUCCGAGCUCAGAAUCAAACAGAUGAUAAAAUACAGAAAGGUUGGUCAGAGGAGGACAGGAAACGAGUGCUGAACGAUAUCGUAGGCGUGAUGUUCAGUAAGGCAUUUAUAGAGGAGACGAUGCAGCCGCAGGACGUGUACUCACACAGAGCGCUGCGCUGCCUGCUCACACGUCUGGCUCAUACCUCCAUCAUGAGGCUCAGCUCCACCAGCAUGGACCGGCUGUAUGAUCUGAUGAUGAUGGCGUUUAAGUACCAGAUCGUCCUCUGUCCUCGGCCAAGAGAUUUGCUCCUCGUCUCCUUCAACCACAUGGAUGGGGUUCGGGGACUCAUUAAAGACAAUCCUCGCCUCAUUAACUCUGUCAACGAGGCACAGCGUUUCAUCAUAGAGACGUACACUCCUCUAUCAGACGGCGAGUUUCAGCUCAUACGGCAGACGCUCCUUGCUUUCUUUCAGGACAUUCACAUAAGGGUUUCGAUUUUCCUGAAAGGGAAUCUCCAGAAAGGGGAUGGGACUUUUGUGAUGCCAACAUCAGGGCCGGUGCCUCACGGCUCUGAGGUUCCAGGAUUAAUCAGGUACUUUAACAUUCGAGGCAGGGUGGUGAGGCGGCGUGAAUUUGUGAGCGGAGGCAGCUACGCCAGCUCCUUGAGAGACGCUUCAUUCGAUGUGUCUGGAGACCGAGUGACACGUCUGGGCACUAACAUGUACGCUGAGAGCUCAGCUGAGGACACACACACCUCUGCAAGCUCCAAACACACAUGUAGAAGUGAACAGGUUACAGAUGAUCCUAACCCUCUGGCUAAAGCCGAGCUGAACCUGUUGGCCAAGCUGAUGGGACAGGUGGAGGUUUGUGAUUUUGUUGGUGAUGAUGGAGGGAUGAGAGUGAAUCUGUUUCCCUCACAGCAGGAGGAAGAUGAGGAGGGAAGGCUUUCCAGGAAAGAUGAGGCGUUUGGUGUGGUGAACAUUCAGGCUGUGAAGGCUGACACAGCACUGACUCACAUCGCUGCCCAGUUCACCGAUCAGGACCAAGACGAGAGACUCAGCAACAAAGGAGAAGAUCUGCUGGCCAUGAUGGACGACCUCUAAACCACAGAAAUACAGUAUUUCCUCGGAUAUCAUGGGGGUUACGUUCCAGAAACUGAAAACCGCAAUAACGGGCCCUGAAUACCAAUACUUCAUUUCAUAAACCUUAAAUUUGACCAAAAUCACACACUACAUGCACAAAAACUCUGAAUAAACACAUGUAGUGUUUAAUAUAAUAACAAAUAGAUUAAAAUAAAUGAAAAGUAGUGUACUGUA
Silurus meridionalis is the source of this 1577-nucleotide messenger RNA. RefSeq names its product organic solute carrier partner 1a (gene oscp1a). Gene Ontology annotation, biological process: transport. Lineage: Eukaryota; Metazoa; Chordata; Actinopteri; Siluriformes; Siluridae. The transcript is spliced from 11 exons. The record is from RefSeq and is a predicted model, not a curated record. Gene Ontology annotation, cellular component: plasma membrane; cytoplasm. The coding region runs from base 207 to 1364 and encodes 385 amino acids.